AUGUCGGUGUGCCGUGCCUCCGGUGCAAUCCUUGUCACCGCUCCUCCCUUCCGCGUUGCAGCUGCACUAUCUGUGUUGCUCGCGUCACUCGUCUGCACAGCGAGCGGGCAAACAGUUUGCCGGAGAGACAAAUUCUCCGAGUGGCGCUCCCAUCCGGAGGACAUCACCGUGAAGUGGGCGCUCAGUCGGAACAUUUGCUCCGACUUUCACGCGGAAUGCUGGUACUUUGGCCCCGAUGACCAGAGGGGAGUCGCCGAAGCCAAUCAGGCCCUGAACUUGGCCCAAAACUGCCCUCUGGAGCUGCAGGUCGGAGACGGUCUAUUCAUUUCACCGGAUCUGUCUCUGGAAACACGUGGAGUGAACUUGGCUAAUGUGUCCGGGGCAGAAUUCGGCAGCUGCUCUCACACAGGGAGUCCUGCCAGCCAGCUGCUGUUUGGGGGUAAGGUCAAAGCCACCAGCCAGGUCCACCCCAAGUGGUUGACCGCAGGCACACACCUGUUUGCGGAGGUCCGCGAUGAGGGAGCUCCGCUGUGUACCUUUGGUCUCCGGCUCAACGUGACUGUCAAAGCGCAUCUCUGUGGGACAUCCAACACAGCGGAGCCUCUCUGCUCGGGCCACGGAGUGUGUCUAACCAGACCCGGGGAGGCAGGUUACUAUUGCCGCUGUGAGGAGCCGUACGCAGGAGACCUCUGUCAAGAGUACGAUGCCUGCCACUGGAGGCCGUGUCUGAACCGUGGCAUCUGUACAGACAAGAACGAAGGAGCUGGUGGGAGAGGAUAUCGCUGUGACUGCCCAGCGCAGUAUUCAGGCACGUUUUGCGAGCAGUUGAUGAGUUACUGUGAUCUUUUGCCAUGUGUCAAUGGUGGUGCUUGUCGGAAUGAGAUGCCAGGUUACAUCUGUGACUGCCCGGAUGGCUUCUCUGGGCACAACUGUGAGAUCAAUGUGGAUGAGUGCACCACAGAGCCUUGUCUGAAUGGGGCCACAUGCCUGGAUGGAAUUAAUGGUUUUGUGUGUACCUGUGAGUCUGGCUUUACCGGAGAGAGAUGCGAGCUUCGACUGGGACCCUGUGACUCAUCACCGUGCAUCAAUAACGGGAGCUGCUUGCGUGCGGAGAGGAAUUACCAUUGCAGGUGCCUGCCAGGGUUUACAGGAAAGAACUGUCAAGAGGCAAUUGACAACUGUAAGAUUCUCACCAUCGCUUGCCUGAAUGAAGGGCUGUGUCUGAAUUUAAUCAAUGGAUUCAGUUGCCUGUGCGCCCCAGGAUGGAGGGGUGAAUUCUGCCAGUUUGUGGAGAACGCAUGUCUGAUUUAUCCUGAUCACUGUCAGAACAAAGCCACCUGCCUAGACACCAGUGGAUCCAAGGAAACUCCACAAUAUGAAUGCCGGUGCCUAACUGGUUACACAGGACUUCACUGCGAGCUGGAAAUUGAUGAGUGCUCUUCAAACCCAUGCCAAUCUGGGGGCACCUGCAGGGAUGAUGUUGGAUAUUACAAUUGUAUCUGUCCUGCUGGAUUUGAAGGCAGGAACUGCGAAGUGGAUGUGGACGUGUGCACAGCACUUAACGUAACCUGCCCGAAGGGAUCACAAUGCGUAGACCAACCUGUCAGACUCGAGUACCUCUGCCUCCAUCCGUGCUCUCAAAAUGUAAGACAACUGUGUUCUGAGGCUGGCCGCUGUUUUGUGGGUGACGGCAUACAGGACUAUGUGUGUGUCUGUGCCCCUGGCUGGGCAGGAAGAUGGUGCAACCUCAACAUCAAUGAAUGCAAGGACCAUUGGUGCCAAAACGGAGGUACCUGUGAAGAUGGAGUCAACACGUACAGGUGCGCGUGCCCUGCUGGAUACACCGGCCGAUUCUGCGAAAGCGACAUCGAUCACUGUGCCGGGAACGUUUGCUCGGAGCAGGGCACCUGCCGGGAUGACGUGCACAAUUACACUUGCCACUGUGCGGCCGGAUACGAGGGGAGCCUGUGUGAAACGGAGACUAAUGAAUGCGCAAGCUCUCCCUGUGAACACGGAGCCAGCUGCAUUGACUUAAUUGGCCGCUUCACUUGCCGCUGUGCUGCAGGAUUCACAGGAAGAACCUGCUCUGUGAACAUAGAUGAGUGCUUCUCCACACCUUGCUCACAUGGAGGGACUUGCGUUGACCUGAUUGAUGGUUUUGACUGCAUCUGUCCUCAUGGUUACGAUGGCAUAGACUGCUCUAUUGAUCUGGAUCUGUGCAGUAUGGAUUUAUGUCAGUCUGCCACUGUUAAAUGUACAGAAAGAAUGGAUGGACACAACAUCACUUGUAUGUGUCAGCCCGGUUUCUCAGGGUUUUACUGUCAGAAGGAGGUGAACGAAUGUGACUCGGACCCAUGUCUGAACGGAGGUGUCUGCGAGGAUGAUCUCAAUACGUAUAACUGCUUUUGUCCAGACGGGUACGAGGGGCUGAACUGUGAAAUUAACUUUGAUGACUGCAGUUACGGAUACUGUGAGAACGCUUCAACCUGCCUAGACCUGGUGGCAGACUACGCUUGCAUCUGCCCUGUGGGCGUCACAGGCAAAAACUGCUCCGCAGACAUUGAUGAAUGUUCUUCUGAUCCCUGUAAAAAUGGAGCAGCCUGUGUCCGCACGAUUGGCGGAUUCCACUGUCGUUGCGCGCAAGGGUUAAGUGGACGUUUCUGUGAAGUGAAUAUUGACGACUGCCAGUCUGGAGCCUGUGAUCCCCUUAGCAUCUGUCAAGAUGGCUUGAACUCGUUCCUGUGUUACUGUGCACCAGGUUUCGUCGGCAAUAACUGUGAGAUUGAGGUGGAUGAGUGUCUCAGUGACCCCUGUCAGAAUGGUGCCACUUGCUCUGAUCUUCUGAACGCCUUUAGAUGUCUGUGUCCUGAUGGAAUUGAAGGUACCUUGUGUGAAAUCAACAUAAAGGAAUGCCAUUCAUCUCCUUGCUUGCACCACUCGACGUGUAUCGAUCUCAUCGAUAGUUACAGAUGUCUCUGCCUGCCCGGCUUCACAGGCAUAACGUGCGAAACAGAUGUAGACGACUGCGCUUCAAAGCCCUGCACAAAUGGAGGCACGUGCCUCGACCGGCCAGGCGAUUACUUCUGCAGUGCCCAGCUCCCACUGGGUGAAUGCUAUAUUAUCAGAGGCUUGGACUGUGAGCUCAGGCCCUGUGAGACCACCAGCCCCUGUGAGAAUGGAGCGGCCUGUGUGGAGGAGACUGACCUCUCCUCCUUCCCCCACGGAUUCCGCUGCCUGUGUACCAGGGGCUUCACCGGACCUCGCUGCGAGAUCAACGUGAAUGACUGUAGGCCCAACCCCUGCCUCCAUGGAUUCUGUUACGAUGUAGUGGAUGGGUUUUACUGCCUGUGCAGCCCGGGCUUCGCUGGAGUGAGAUGCGACCAGAACAUUGAUGACUGCGUCAAGAAUUCAUGUGAAAACAACUCCACGUGUGUAGAUCUCCAUCUGAGUUACAAGUGUGUUUGCCCUCCGGCCUGGGAAGGGGAUUUCUGUGAACGAGGAGUUAAUGAAUGUGCCUCGGAGCCUUGUAAGAAUAAUGCAAAGUGCACAGACCUCAUUGGUGGCUAUCACUGCACUUGUGCUGCAGGCUGGAGAGGGUCAGACUGCAGGGAGGACGUGAAAGAGUGUGAUUCGAGCCCAUGUCUGAACGGUGCCACCUGCUUCGAGCCUGCUGUCCCAGGGACCUUCCAAUGCCUCUGCCCCCCGUUCUUCACUGGUGCCCUAUGCGAGCAGUUAUAUGAUCCCUGCGAUGACCCCUACAGCCCCUGCGUCCACAACUCAACCUGCGUCACCCUGAGCGGAGGGAUGGCUUUCUGCAUCUGCAGACUAGGAUUCCAAGGAGCUCACUGCGAAAUUGACACCAACGAGUGCACCUCCUCUCCUUGUCAGAACCGUGGUCGUUGCUUGGAUGAGAUCAACGGCUACAGGUGCCUGUGUAUACCAGGGUUUGUUGGGACAAACUGCGAAGAGGACAUCGAUGAAUGCACGUCCACUCCCUGUCAAAACAACGGCACUUGUCUGGAUCUCACAAACAGAUUCCAGUGCAGUUGUACGGUGGGUUAUUCUGGGGCCUUUUGUGAGCUGGACAUCAACGAGUGCGAGUUUCUUCCUUGUCUGCACAGUGGCAGCUGCGUCAAUGUGCACGGAGGCUUCCAGUGUCUCUGUCCCCCUGGAUUCACAGGUGUCAGAUGUGACGUUAAUAUCAAUGAAUGCAGGUCCGCUCCAUGCCUCAACAAUGGAAUAUGCAUCGACGGCAUCAGCCAGUACGGCUGUGUCUGCCCGAAUGGUUUCAUCGGAGCGAACUGUGAACACGACAGGGACGAAUGUGCAUCUAACCCUUGUCUUCACGGCGGAUGCAUUGACUUAGUGGAUGGAUUUGAAUGUCACUGUGAACCUGGAUGGACCAGCUCAAGAUGUGCCAUCGACAUUAACGAGUGCGGCUCGAGCCCUUGUCUUAAUGGAGGAAUCUGCCAGGAUUUGGUGAACGGCUACAGAUGUGUUUGCUCGGACGGCUAUGCUGGUGGCAACUGCCAGGUGGAUGUGAACGUCUGCCUUGACAGCGUCAUGAACUACACCCAUUGCCUCAAUGGUGGGAUGUGCGUAGAUGGACCUGGGAGUAACUUUAGCUGCAGGUGCCCUCCAGGAUUCUCCGGGAAGUUCUGUGAGCUGGACAUAAAUGAAUGUGGAUCUGCGCCAUGUCUCAAUGGUGGCUUAUGUCAGGAUCAUGUCAACAAUUAUUCCUGCACCUGCACACAAGGCUGGAUGGGAACUCACUGUGAUGUGGACAUUGACGAGUGUUACCCAAUGCCUUGUGUCCAUGGUAUCUGUGUCCAGAACAAGCCUGGCCGUGCCUACACCUGCUUCUGCAGCCCUGGAUAUGUGGGCAUAAACUGCGAGCUAAAUUACAACGAUUGCUUCAUCUACACUUGCCCAGCAGGCUUUCUCUGCCGAGAUGGCCUGAACAACAUAAGUUGCCUUCCAAUGAUCUCGUUCACCAGCACGAGCAAAAGUCUUGCCGCGGCGACCUCUGCUGGAACCCUUGAUAUUGCGCCACUACCAAUCUCUGCAACAGCCUGGAGCUUGGUUGCGAAUGGAGAAGGCAAGGACUCUCAAGGCCUUCAGCCCGCAGCCACAGCGGAACCGGCAGAGGACGUGUGGUUAAGUUUAGCCCCUACCCUGGUAGCCACCACUCCUUCAGCACCAGCCUACAGCCUUCCAGCCCUGUCACACACUCAACUCCUUACCACAUCAUUCCCAAGUGAUACAGCUAUCUGGCCGUCAAUUAUCCCGACUUCUGUACGCGAUGAUGCCGUCUCCCUGACGAUCGUCUCCGCGGUGACAGUCCCCUCAGCGACCGUUCCUGUGGCAACCCCGGUGUCUUGCACGGACCAGCCCUGCCUGAACGGGGCAACCUGCGAGAGCGUGGACGAUGGGGGAGCAAAGUGUCACUGUGCGCCCCGUUUUCGAGGAGAAAGAUGCGAAGCAGCUCGUCACCCUAGUUACGUCCAAUAUUCUGGGGAUUCCUAUCUGGAGUUUGGAGGUUUCCACUUGCUAUCCCAAAACAAGAUAUGGAUUCGAUUCCAAACGUUUAGCUCACACGGGAUGCUCUUCUACACCCAGCAGAGCGAGAUGGCAGCUGGAUUCUUAUUCAUUAAGCUCUCUGUUGAACAGGGAUUCUUGCAGUACCAGUUUGCGUGCGAGUCUCUUAGAGAAGUCAACAUCGUGAACACAACAGUGAGAGCCAACGAUGGAAAGAUGUAUAUUGUUCAGAUCAGGCAGGAUCUGGUACCAUGUGAAGCUGAGGUAACUGUGGUUGGGAGAGCCACAGUGAGGAGCACACCCAGCAACAAUUGGUCUCGCCUGGUGAAUCAACGGACUGACCAGCUCUUUCUCGGUGGCUUCACAUCCAGUUACAAGCCACGUCAGAUUAUUGAACCGUUCAACAAUUUUACUGGCUGCCUGGAGGUAAUGAAAAUCAAUGGUUUGGGCCCGUUAGUCCCUCUGAAUGCUGUGGGCAGAAACAAUAUUGACUACUGUGGAUUUCCUGAGGCCAUUCCAGACAACGCCAUCUCGUCUGUGUUUCCAACCCUCCCAUCCUCUCGCCUGCCAGCAUUGCCAAUGCAGCCCACAUCUCCGGAAACCCUCCACUGCCAGGCAGCCUUGUGCCAGAAUGGUGGCACUUGUCAUGAUGUCCUCUUGGCCGGCGGCACCACCUCAUUCCAGUGUGACUGCACUCUGCAUUUCACUGGACAUUUCUGUGAAGAAGAUGUCACGCUGUUUUUCCCAUUGUUCAACGGGAAUGCUUACCUGGAGCUCCCGUCCCUCACAGAUGUACUGAGGAGAGAUGCAGCCUUCAAUCCUGGAUCAGAGGCAGGAGCUACUGUGACUCUUUACCUCACAGUAAAAACCUCCGCUUCCACAGGAACAAUUCUUUACAGCAGUGAGGAGAAUUUUGGAGGCCAGUUUCUUCACCUGUAUCUUGUAGAUGGAAGACCUAUGGUAAAGCUGGGAUGUGGUUGGCCCCAGAAAACGCUGAUGGUGUCUGGCAAACAACGGAUCAACGAACACAACCUCACCUCAAUCACAGUGAGGUAUAUGCUGCCUGUUGGCAGCCAAGGUGGUUACUGUAUGAUUGAAGUGAGUCUGGAAGGAGAUGUACCGGUGCAAAAGAAGGAAUUUCUGUCGCAGCAAGCCUCCCAGGGGAAUUUCGGACCUAUCUUCCUUGGGGGUGUGCCAUCGGGGGCUGAAGUGCACCAGGGGAUGGUGCAGGAGCACAGUUAUGUUGGCUGCAUCCGGGAGCUGCAGGUGAACGACGAGGAGCUCUCCAUUGUGGAAGAAGCUGUCAAAGGGAGAAACAUUGUGAACUGCGACGUCCCAAUCUGUGGCUACCAACCUUGCCAAAAUGGCGGGACCUGUGUCAGUGACACAGAGAGCUGGUACUGUGAGUGCCUGAAGACACACUCGGGUGAUCUCUGCCAGUUUACAGCGUGUGAAAGAAGCCCUUGUGGACACGGUGCCACCUGUGUGCCCAAGCCCAGCGGAGAUCCCGUCUGCCUUUGCCCCUACGGCAGAGCCGGAGUUCUGUGCCUUGAUGUUGUGAACAUCACUCAACCGUACUUCAGUGGCACAGAUGAGUUUGGGUUCAGCUCCUUUCUGGCGUUCUCCAGGGUCCCCAAUAUCAGUCUGCACUUCGAAUUCAGACUGAAAUUUAAGCUGGCGGAUCACAAGGCGUCCGUCACAAACAACCUCAUCUUUUUCGCUGGACAGAAGGGGCAAGGGCUGAAUGGUGAUGACUUCCUGGUGCUGGGCUUGGAAAAUGGAAGUGUUGUCUACAGGUUUGAUUUGGGUUCUGGCCGUGCUGUGAUCAUCAGUGACCCACUGGAUCAAGCUCGUCACUUGCAUGUUGUCCAUUUAGGAAGGUCCUUCAGGAAGGGAUGGCUGAAGGUGGACGACCAGAAGAAUAAAAGUGCUACAUCCUCUGGGCGUUUAGUGGGCCUGAAUGUUUUCAGCCAGUUUUACGUGGGAGGCUACAGCGAGUAUGAACCCCGUUUCCUACCAAACGGCAGCCACUUCACACACGGUUUCCAAGGCUGUCUGUAUGAGCUGCAGGUGCGAGCUGGCAAGAGCGAAGGGUUUCGAGGGCUCGGAAUUCCGGAGGGUCAUCCCAACGCAGGCCGAAGUGUAGGCCAGUGUGGGGCUACUCCUUGCCUGCUCCUCACGUGCAGGAAUGGGGGAGUUUGUGCGGACAAAGGAUCCACUAUCUAG
Molecule: messenger RNA, 7764 nt
Organism: Callorhinchus milii (elephant shark)
Lineage: Eukaryota; Metazoa; Chordata; Chondrichthyes; Chimaeriformes; Callorhinchidae
Gene: eys
Product: eyes shut homolog
Exons: 49
Coding region: 1-7764 (2587 amino acids)
Biological process (GO): heterophilic cell-cell adhesion; establishment or maintenance of epithelial cell apical/basal polarity
Cellular component (GO): protein-containing complex; plasma membrane
Molecular function (GO): calcium ion binding
Source: RefSeq, a predicted model, not a curated record